This is a messenger RNA of Cercopithifilaria johnstoni, 1023 nucleotides long. The record is from the annotation of a GenBank genome assembly. Lineage: Eukaryota; Metazoa; Nematoda; Chromadorea; Rhabditida; Onchocercidae.
AUGACAUCGAAUGAUUGGUACAAUAAACCGCUAAAUUUGGAUGAUAUAAUUGCUGGUGGAACGCUAACUUUGUUAGCAAUAAUUUUCUUAUCAAUCUAUAUUGUUGUCGCAUUUGCUUUAUAUCGUGAAUCUCAUUCAACUACGGGUUUCCUAUAUUUGCUUAGCUCAUCAAUUAACAAUAUGUUUUUAUUAAUAAAUCAUGCGUUUAAUCCGGGCAUACUUAUCCUAUUGAAAAAACAAACUCCAAUAUAUGGAAGACGACUUUUUCAAACGUACAGUGAUUCGAUGUGGUUUUCAAUGUGUUAUCAUAUACUGUUGUUGUCAUGGACACGUUAUGCAGCUAUUAGCCGUCCAUGUCAAUUUAGGAAACAGCAAAAUUUCACCGUUUAUAUGUUAUGUUUUAUGUGUUAUGUAAUUGCUUUAAUACAGUCGAUAGUAUUAAAUCUUCAACCGUGGUACGUAACAUUUUACUAUGAGGCAAGUGUUUAUGGCAUGGUGGCGGAAAAUAUAGAGUUGUAUUUGAAAGGCGGCAAAUCACAAAUUUUCUUCAUUUUUCACUUGCUAAUAUUUAUUGCAACAUUUUCCUUAUAUGGUUGUGCAUUUUUUUUGCUAUUUAAAUAUAAUCAUAAAUUUCGAAAAAACUUUAACAAUAGAAUUACACCAAAUGCAAUACAACCAAAUGCAAUACGAAGUUGGAAUGUAUUUGCAGCUAAUAACGUUCAUAUGUGUUCCGAAACGAAGUUAAUUUUGCCAUGCAUCUGUAACGCUAUAAUAUUUGUCAUGGGGCAGGUGGUGAUAACGGUUGGAAUUAAUGGAGGUCGUUGGACUACAUGGCUUACUUCAGUGCUUUUUACUUUGACCGAUGCUGUUGAUUCAAUUACAUUACUAACAUUCAGCGGUUUAGUCAGAAAAAGUACACUAAUAAUAUUACGCGAUUUAUUUUACUGUUGCAAUAAAGAGACUAAAGUUGUUGUAAUUAAGAAAACGACAAAACCGAGUGCAUCAUCAAAAGAAGGAAUAUGA